Messenger RNA from Diprion similis, 690 nucleotides. RefSeq names its product hemolymph lipopolysaccharide-binding protein-like. The transcript has a single exon. The coding region runs from base 5 to 565 and encodes 186 amino acids. NCBI's taxonomy places the organism in Eukaryota, Metazoa, Arthropoda, Insecta, Hymenoptera, Diprionidae. Gene Ontology annotation, molecular function: signaling receptor activity. The record is from RefSeq and is a predicted model, not a curated record.
GCAGAUGUUCGAAAACAUUAUAUUUUCUAUUUAUUGCAGAUACACACCCGGCGUUGGUGCUCACAAGUUACAUACUGAAUCGGCUAGCUGGAAUAAUGCCCGGCAGAAUUGCCACGACGAAAGUGCAUCCCUGGUAAUACUCAACUCCAUAGCCGAGGCGCAACUUGUCGGUCAGCUCAUUAAUCAAGCGGGCAAAGAUAACGGUUGGGUCGGUGCCCAUGACUUCUUCCACGAAGGCCAGUUUGUAACUAUCCAAGACGAAUCGUUGAUCGAAGCUGGAUAUGAGGGAUGGCAACCAGGGGAACCGAACAAUGCAUCGCCGGGAGAAGAUUGCGUCAGUGUUCACACCACCGGCAGGAUGAACGAUGAAAGAUGCGACAAUAAAUUGGUCUACGUUUGCGAGUUACCUCGCUUUCGGUCGAGUGUAGAAAUGAACUGGGUUCAAGAAAGUCCUUCAGAAACUCAGGACCCUGCAGGCGCCGCAGUAAAUCAUACAUUUCAUCAAUCUGCAGCUAGUAUUCAUAACAUUUUUAAUUUCGUUUUACCUAAUGGAUACAACCCUUGAUGUGAAGAGUUGUUACAAAUAAAAUAAUUUUCGUAAUAUUAUAUCAAGUUUUUAUACGGUAUGCAACUCUGUAAAGUACAUUACAUCAAUGAAUAAGUAUGUAUGAAUUGGUGAAAGUUUACGAG